Messenger RNA from Sinocyclocheilus grahami, 1854 nucleotides. Its product is annotated as transmembrane protease serine 3-like. Gene Ontology annotation, biological process: proteolysis. The record is from RefSeq and is a predicted model, not a curated record. Bases 80 to 1708 code for a protein of 542 amino acids. Gene Ontology annotation, molecular function: serine-type endopeptidase activity; protein binding. Gene Ontology annotation, cellular component: membrane. Lineage: Eukaryota; Metazoa; Chordata; Actinopteri; Cypriniformes; Cyprinidae. The transcript has 13 exons.
AUCACUUUUUCACUUCCUAAGUGGAUCGAUGUCACUGUCAUCCAAGAUGGAGUGAAGAUGAGAGGACGAGAGCAGAGUCAUGGCUUCUUCCCAGACAGCAGGAGAGACGGAGCGGCCCGUUUCACAGGGAGGAAGCCGACAGGAGAGGGAUGCGGUAGAGGACGGCACUGAAUCUGGUGCUCUUGAGUUAGUCUCAGUCACAGAAGAGGACCUUCCUGUUGUCGAGACGCCCACCACGUUCAAUGUGAGUUCCUUCAGCAGUCAAAACAGCCAUUCCAGUCACUUCUACGACCCAGACUCGCAGGACCCUCAUGUCCCCGUUGAGCUGCCCGUCGUGGCGUCCGCUCCACUGCCUGUGUAUAAAGCCCAUAACAUUCAGAUCCCACCCAGCCCAGGUGUGCCCGUCAUCAAGGUCCAGCCCUUCUUGGACGGAGAAAGACUGUCAGACUUGAAGUCUUUGUGUUGGCCAUAUGUGUCUCGCAGAUUGCUGGCUCUGCUCAUCAUCUUGGGAUUGCUUAUUGUCUUGGUUCUGGUUCUAGGAAUAGGUUUGGGAGUGGGUCUGAAGAGUUGCUCAGGAAAGUUCCGCUGUUUGUCAUCGGUUCAGUGUAUCAGCAGAAAUGCUGUGUGUGAUGGAGUCGAGGACUGUGGAGAUGGAGAAGACGAGCUCAACUGUGUGCGUGUGAGUGGCAGGAACUCUGUUCUGCAGGUGUUCAGUAGGGGCUCAUGGAGGACUGUGUGCUCUGAAGGCUGGGAUUCUCACCUGGGCUCUGUAGCCUGCAGACAACUGGGAUACAACAGCUACGUGAGCUCUACUGAUGUUCCCAUCUCCUCCAUUGAAGCAGUCUUUCAGAAUAAUCUAGUGGCUCUUAAUAUCAACCAAACAGGCCUUCAAGACAUCUUCAAGAUCCAAAACUCUUCACACCUCAGAAAAACUCAGUGCACUUCUGGUGUAGUGACUGCUGUCAAGUGUAUAGAGUGUGGCUCCAGGCCAGCCGUCCGCAGUCGUAUUGUGGGAGGGAAUCUGUCGAGGUCUGGGCUGGUCCCGUGGCAGGUCAGCCUGCAUUACCAGAACCAGCAUCUGUGUGGAGGAUCAGUCAUCAGUGAGCGCUGGAUUCUCACUGCUGCGCACUGUGUGUACGGCUUUACUCAGCCAGUGUUAUGGGCCGUGUAUGCUGGGAUAAUAGACCAGCCAUUGGGUGGAGCUGGAGCUCUCUCUGUGGAGAAAAUCAUCUACCAUGCCAACUACAGGCCAGGAGGACUCAGCUACAACAUAGCGCUAAUAAAGCUUAAACUACCUCUGUCUUUCAAUGAACAAGUAGUACCCAUCUGUUUGCCCAGUUAUGGCGAGAGCUUUGAGGAUGGACAGAUGUGUUUGAUCUCAGGCUGGGGAGCCACAGUGGAUAGUGGAGAGGCUAGUGUGUCCCUACGUAUCGCUCAGGUCCCAUUACGGUCCAGCAGAGACUGCCGCAGACUGGGUCUGACCUCCUGGAACAUCUGUGCAGGAUUCUCAGAGGGUGGUGCUGGAACAUGUCAGGGGGACAGUGGAGGGCCUCUGGCCUGUCAGGGGUCCGGGUGGACAUUGGUGGGGGCAGCCAGCUGGGCUGAGAGCUGUGGACAAGCAAACAAACCAGGAAUUUACACCAGCAUAAGUGAAGCUCUCACAUGGAUUCAGCAACAAAUGGAGAAAGAAGAGGAUCAGCGGCGCUGAGCAUCUUAGUGGAUGAGCUUCUAUUUCAAUACAUAACAUCCAACAUGACUUAAGGCCCGUUCACACCAAGCACGAUAACUAUAAAGAUAACGAUAAAGAUAUAGUUCUAAAUAUCGUUCUCAAUAGAGACUCUCUCAAAGAGUCCA